This is a messenger RNA of Tetrahymena thermophila SB210, 3477 nucleotides long. Its product is annotated as zinc finger transcription factor sma protein, putative. The record is from RefSeq and is a predicted model, not a curated record. The transcript is spliced from 9 exons. NCBI's taxonomy places the organism in Eukaryota, Ciliophora, Oligohymenophorea, Hymenostomatida, Tetrahymenidae.
GCAAAAAGGUAAAUAAUUCACAAAAAACAAACUUUGCAUCUGCGAAAAAUAAUAGUGUAAAUUUUGCAUCAAAAAAUCUUAAAGAAAGCGAAAAAGUAAAAGUAAGAAAGAAAAAGCAAAAAAAAAAUCAUUAUCUUUCAACUAUCAAACUAAUAUACUCAAUCAAUUCCACACCUAUUCUUAAAUAUGAGCGAGUCAUCUGGUGAAAACGAUAACAAUUCAUACCCUCAAGGCAACGUCCCACAGGAUAAAAACUGGGAAUGGAUUGCAUGUGUUUACGACAUGAAAAGAUCAACUCCUGAAUCUGAAAUUACAUGGAAUCUCUCACCCUCUAUUAUGUUAACACUACCUUCAGAGUAAAAUGUCCAACCCAAAGUAGAUUUAAUUAUUGAAAGCUCAAAGCAGUUCAUUUAUUCUGAAGGCUUGGGAUGGAACUGGCAUAAAUCUUGGAACAUUCCUGAUAUUCAUUGCACACUUGAUAUUAGAGAUCCUCUCACAAACGAAAAGCUCCUUCCUCCUUCUAAGAUUUAUGCUGAAAUUUACGUUGUUAGAGCCGUCAUCAAUUAGAUUCAUACUUUCCACUUGGUUGAUGUUGGUAUUAAGGGAGGUAACAGAUCUGAAUUUGAUAGCUCAAGAUGCGUUUUCACAGGUUUAAAGUUUGAUACAACUUCAUACAAUCAUGAAGGUUCUAAAUUUCACUUAGUCAUUGUCGUGUAUCUUAACUAGAACAAGUUUGAACACCCUAAAAUUUUAGAAUCUCGUAUUUCACCUCCUAUUUUUGUUGAUUCCAGAAAGUCUGCAAGAGAUACUCAACAAUAAAAGGCUUAGAAAUUAAGCUCUUUCAUUGAUCCCUUCUUACCUGAACAAUUGGACAAGAAAUUUGUCAAAAGAGAGAGUAAGAGAAAGUAUAACUAAGAUGAGCCUAUUGACAAUAACGUCGAAGGUCUAAGCAAUUUCUUCAGUGCUCCCAACAUUCGUCACAAAGUGAAGCAUCCUCUUUUCUUGGCUAUUAAAUUCAGCAGCUGUGUUAAAAUUUAUUACAAUAUCAAUAUCAUUCCUUAGAAUAGUAAUCAUGAGAAGUUCGUUGAAGUCAUGCAAAAGUAAUUAAUGGAAGCUUACAACAGAUCUAGUACAAAUACAAAUAUUAAUAUUGAAGAAAAGCCUUUGAUUUUAACCAUAGAACAUACUCUUACAUAAUAAAGCUUCAAACAAAAAAAGAUUAAUGAAUUUUUGGAACCCUUGCACGGUGAUGUUCUUCAUGUUAUGAUUGAUCCUGUCAAUAUUCCUAAAAAUUUCAGAAAACUUGAAGAUAUUGAAGGCGUGAAGGAGGCUUACAAAAAAGUUUAUCCCAAGAUUUCUUAAUAAAAAUUCUCUCAAGGUUGUGAAGAUGAUGAUGAAAGCAGCAGAGGUCAUAAAAAUUCAAAAGUAAAAGUUGAAAAAGAGGGAAAGAAAAAUUACCAAAGUGAUGAUUCAGAUGAUGAAUACUAAGGUGCUAAUCCUAGUAAAAAAAUUAAAGCAAAUGACGAUCAACUUCAAUCUGUUAUAGAUGGCAAAAAACUCUAAAUUAAGAAUCCUGCUCAAUAAUCAGAAAUCGUUCUUAACCAAAGCAACUAAAACACUCAAUAAGCAAAAAGUAUGAUUUUGUAAGGAGCUAAGCCUUAAAAGGAAAAAGUCACUAAAGGUGGUGAAAAGGCUGCUCCUACUAAAUAAGCUGCAGAAGAAACUCCAAAGGCAACUAAGGGUUAAAGAGGUAAAAAAGGCGCCAAAAACGCCCCACCCAAUCCUAGUGAACCUACUUCAAUGCCAUCUUCUUAAAAUCUUGUUUCUUAAUCUCAGUUGCCAACAUAGGUUCCUUCUACCUCACAAUUCCCCUAACAAAGUCUCAACUCAGCUUUACCACCUACUUAAAACAUGAAUGCAAGUGGAAGUCAACCCUCUGCUACAAACCCUAAUAUGCAAUGGUCAUAGCACUCUGCUAAUCCCAACAUCUAGAAACCUCCUCUUAACAAUUCUCAAUAGAUGUAUCCUGGUGCUGAUUUAGCUGCCUAACAAUAAAUUAAACCUGGUACCUUCCCUCAAGCCGGUUAGUAAGGAUUUGGUGUCUAAUAAUAUGGAGCUUAAUAAGGUGCACCAAUAAAUGGAUAAAUUGCUGAUAUUAAUGGUUUUGAUUCAUCUAAGCCAGUUAACUAACCUGGUAUGUAUAAUUAGUAAUAAUAUGGAUAACCAACUCCAGGUAUUUAGGGUGGCUAAUAGUAAUUAAAUGGCAUGUAAGUUCCACCUGCUCGUCCUGGAUAAUAAGUAGCUGGAUAUCCUUAAAAUCAAAUGGGUGCUCACUAGCAAAGUGUUGUUGCUCCUGGCCAAGGCUAAGGAGCUUAUUUAAAUGGAAGUGGUUAAAUUCCUGGAUAAAUUUAAUAACCAGGAAUGGGUGGUGUUGCUUAAAACUAAUACAACCAAAUAAAUAAGCCAGGAUAAGUACCACAACUAGGAUCUAAAGAUAGCUAUGAAGAUCCUACCGUUUAAGCUAGAGGAGCAGCAAAUCCAGCCUCUCUUUAAGGUCAAUUCAAGUAACCUGCUGUUGCUGGCACUAAUGCUACUCACUUAAAUCAAUCUUAGAAUUAUAUGGGCGGUGUAAAUCCUACUGGUGUAGCUGGUCCUUUAAAUGACCCAACUGGUGUUGUUGCAGAUCCUACUGAUCCCACAAAGUAACACCCUCCUCAUUCAUAAUAAGCAUACAAUAUGGGAUAGCCAGGUCUUUAAUAGCAAGGAUCUUAAAUUAAUCAACAAUAUACUCAAUAAUAAUAAUAUCAACAUAUGCAAUAGCGUAAUGGAUCACAAUAACUUGUACAACCAUAAUAGCAAUAAUAACAACAAAAUAGAUUUAUGGCCAACUAAAUUGGUUAACAAAAGGUAUUGACCUAAGGAAACCAAUUCUAUGACCAAUAACAUACCAACCAAUUUAUAUAAAACAAUACAGAAAUGAACCAAUACGGUAACAAUAAUGGUUAUAUAUAAAAUCCUUAAGGAACUUAGUAAUACUAAAUACCAUAAAUGGGAGGCUAAAAUUUCGGCAAUUACUAUGAUGAUGAAGUUCAGUAAUUUGAUUACUAGAAUAACUAAUAUAAUAGAUAUAAUUCUGCCUCACAAGGUCAAUUUUAAUUUGGACAAGGCCAACAAGCUCAAAAUGGUUAGUAUAACAAUUAUUAAAACUACCAAUAGGGACAUUAGAAUUUAAAUAACUAAUACGGUUAUAACUAGAAUGCUCAACAAUAUAAUUUCCAAUAAAACGAUCAAUAAUUCUACUUGAAACAAAAUGUCAAUCCUCAAUUCUCCUAAUACUAUUAGCAACAACAAUAAUAAUAGGUUCAAUAACCUAACUAACAAGACCUCUUAAACUAAGGCAUCUAAUACAACUAAAUGAGAGCUCAUAGCAAUUCAAUUCCUUAAUAAGGAUAUUUCAAGGAGGACGACUAUUAAUGA